Lachancea sp. 'fantastica' is the source of this 1674-nucleotide messenger RNA. The record is from the annotation of a GenBank genome assembly. NCBI's taxonomy places the organism in Eukaryota, Fungi, Ascomycota, Saccharomycetes, Saccharomycetales, Saccharomycetaceae.
AUGUUGCAGUUGCAUAUAGCUUUUGAGCAAGAUUCAUUUCCUGUUCAGUUCAAAGGGAACUAUCAAUGGAAUCUUCAACGCCUUUUCGGUGCUCUUGUCGUGGUGACACUUGUGUACAAGAUACUAUCGUGGGUGUGGUACUAUGUGGGCGGAUUCGGAUUCAAAGAGUCCAUCAAAAUGCUGAAAACCCACAUUCUGCGACCAAUAUUUGCGUAUUUGAGCGGAUCGUUCUUGCUGAGAUCCAAGAUCGACAAGGAAGUCGAUAAAACGCUGGCAGGUCUGGAAAAUAGCCUUAUGCAACAAAAUGAGCUUUUGACGCAUUUCAAUACUUUGCCCAUUAAGGGUUGGAACGACCGCCAGGUGCUUGAAGAGCUGGACCUUUCGCAAAAAGUGCUCUCCCAUCCAGAUUGGGAAGCAGGCAAGGUGUCGGGUGCUGUGUACCACGGUGGCCACGAUCUGAUACGCUUGCAAAGCCAGGCUUUCGAAAAGUACUGUGUGGCCAACCAGCUGCAUCCAGACAUGUUCCCUGCAGUGAGAAAAAUGGAAUCUGAAGUAGUUUCUAUGGUUCUAGAGAUGUUCAACGCUCCCAAAUCCACUGGAUGUGGCACCACCACAUCGGGCGGAACCGAGUCGCUGCUGCUGGCUUGUUUGAGCGCUAAAAUGUACGCCCUGCAUCGCAAAGGUUGCAAAAACCCAGAAAUUAUAGCUCCCGUUACAGCCCAUGCAGCUUUCGCCAAAGCAGCUCAUUAUUUUGGUAUGACCUUGAGAAAUGCUCCGUUAGAUCCCAAAACCUUCAAAGUUGAUCUCAAGAGAGUACGCAGGCUCAUAAACAAGAAUACGGUGCUGCUUGUGGGGUCUGCUCCAAACUUCCCACAUGGGAUCGUCGACGACAUUGAAGGUUUAGGAAAGCUAGCACAGAGAUACGGGAUUCCUCUACAUGUAGAUUGCUGUUUGGGCUCAUUUCUCAUUGCUUACAUGGAAAAAGCGGGUUUCAAAGAGCUACCGCCUUUCGACUUUAGAGUUGAUGGUGUCACAUCCAUCUCCUGCGAUACUCACAAAUACGGGUUCGCGCCUAAGGGUUCCUCUGUCAUAAUGUACAGAAACCGUGAAUUACGGAAGUAUCAGUACUUCUUGUCAACAGAUUGGUGUGGAGGGUUAUAUGGGUCUCCAACGCUUGCAGGGAGCCGACCAGGCUCCUUAGUAGUGGGUUGUUGGGCGACAAUGAUACACAUGGGCCAACAAGGCUAUAUUGACUCGUGUAAGGAAAUCGUGGCCACGACCAGAGAACUAAAGAAAUAUAUUCAAGACGAGAUCCCGCAGCUUGAAAUCGUGGGUGACCCAUUAUGCUCCGUCAUUGCUGUCAAGUCUUCCCAGAUCAACGUUCAUCAUCUCGCAGACAAAUUGACCAGUAAGGGCUGGCAUUUGAGCGCGCUACAAAAUCCUCCAGCAUUGCAUUUCGCUUUAACCUGGCUAACGAGAUUGUCCAUCGAUGAUCUCAGGCGCACACUACACGAGUGUGUAAAAGAACUCAGUGCUGAACCCAAUGAAGGAGCCGCUUCAGACGGAACCAGCGCUCUCUAUGGGGUUGCUGGGAGCGUACAAACCAGAGGAAUUGUUGACCGAUUGCUUGUUGGAUUCUUGGACACGCUCUACAAGACAGAUCGCGAUUUCUAG